AUGUCGACCGCAGCCAACAAGGAACAGUCUGGGAUCAAUCAACACACUGAGGCCCCUAUCGAUAAUCUUGAAGCCUCUUUGGAUCACUUCCCUGCAACUUUUCCCUUCACACACCCAGUCGACAAUGUGUUGUACGACAAUGUCGAAACUCUCGACAUUUUUAAUUGGAACGACAAUGUGAGAGUCGAUCAGACAGCAUUACUUCCAACUGGAUUCAACCACUCAAAUGUUCCGAAUUGGGAUUAUAAUUCAACAGGCGACUUAGCAACCGCUUUCUUGGAUCCGUUCAUGAACUUUCAGAAUUUUACAUCAUUUGAGCCAAACACGAUUUCAAGUAAUGAUAGGUAUCUUCAGGGUUUCUGGGAUGGAAUCGAUGCGGCCAUCAAUUUACACGGCCAGGAAACGGAUUGCUUCGUGUCAGCACCGAACACAACUACGGAACAAGGAUUGAUUUCCGGAGAGGUUGAUAUCAACACUGCUCUCAUUGGGCAACAAGCUACGCCUCCAGCUCCCCUCAUUGGAUCAUUCGCGAAUCAUGUCGCCCCCGCCCCUCGUUUUGCUUGCAACUUCAUUGGUUGUGGUAAGACUUUUGGACGCCAAAGUGACUGCAAUCGGCACAUGAAGAAGCAUGAAGCUCCAGAGUAUUCUUGCCCCGAACCCGGAUGUGACAGGGAAUUUUAUCGUCGUGACAAGGUGAAGGAUCAUGCUCAACGAAUUCAUCGAUUGCAGUUGUGA
Molecule: messenger RNA, 735 nt
Organism: Botrytis deweyae
Lineage: Eukaryota; Fungi; Ascomycota; Leotiomycetes; Helotiales; Sclerotiniaceae
Exons: 2
Coding region: 1-735 (244 amino acids)
Biological process (GO): regulation of transcription by RNA polymerase II
Cellular component (GO): nucleus
Source: RefSeq, a predicted model, not a curated record